AUGAUUAAGGCAUGCCGAAAGCGCGGUGAUCAACCAGGUGUUGCGUUCUGGUCCCAUGCUCUCUUGGUUACUGAGACACUCAAGGAUGCGGGUCAGUCUGAAGAGGAAGAUGGAACAGUUGAUUUGGAGGUCGAGGGUGUCAUGAUGAAACAAAAUGUCAAAAAGGUAUCUAGGCUUUAUUGGAGGGAACCAAAUAUCGAGAACCUGUACAAGAUUGCGGACAGUGCUCCUGGGGUGGAAACAUCACUCUUCCACCGAGCGGGUGCCGCUCGCAUUCCACGAAUACGAACCAACAAAGUCGACCACCGGGCUCCGCCUAUUGGACUUCCUCGAUGUUUCUAUCGUGAGGAAUAUUUGUCUGCUCUUAUGCCACAUGAUUUGUUGGAGCUCAAGCUUGCGGAUUAUAAUAUUGAGAUGUAUGACUUUAGCGGAUAUGAACCUAAUGCACCCGAAGAUCAGGCGAUGGACACGAGCUAG
Messenger RNA from Lentinula edodes (shiitake mushroom), 477 nucleotides. RefSeq lists its product as uncharacterized. The transcript has a single exon. The coding region runs from base 1 to 477 and encodes 158 amino acids. The record is from RefSeq and is a predicted model, not a curated record. NCBI's taxonomy places the organism in Eukaryota, Fungi, Basidiomycota, Agaricomycetes, Agaricales, Omphalotaceae.